AUGGCGUCUUUUGCAUUCCGUCGUGCUUCAAAGCGUGUGAUGUUUGGCCUGGGCGCUGGUGUCAUUGGCGUUGGUGGCCUUGCAGGUUCCGCUAUUGUCUCAGCUAAAGAACCACAUCGACUUGUAGCACCCAUUAAGUGUGAUGACGGAUCGACCAUCAUUCCGUACGAGACACCGUCACGUGCCGUGCAGUUGGAUCGUCUCCAGAAGGAGCAUUUUGACGUGUUAAUCAUUGGUGGUGGUGCUACGGGCUCUGGCUGUGCACUGGACGCAGCCACUCGCGGACUUAACACGGCCGUGGUAGAAGCUAGUGACUUUGCAGCCGGUACAUCGGGCCGCUCCACGAAACUUAUCCACGGUGGUAUUCGGUACUUGGAGACAUCAUUUUUGAAACUAGAUUAUGCAGCUUUUAAACUGGUGAAUGAAGCACUUGAGGAACGUGCUUUCUUCCUCUCAGCUGCGCCGUAUAUGAACCGUCCAUUGCCGAUUAUGAUUCCCCUUUACAAGUGGUGGGAGGUGCCAUACAUGUGGGUAGGUGCAAAGGCCUAUGACAUUGUAGCCGGUAAUAAGCGUUUUGUACCUGGGAGCUACUACAUCAACGCGGAGGAGGCAAUGUUCCAGUUUCCUAUGCUCCGCAAAGAGGGACUGAAGGGUGCGGUUGUUUACUAUGAUGGACAGAUGAACGAUACACGUAUGAACGUAUCUAUUGCUCUUACGGCCACACAGAAUGGAGCGACGGUGGCUAAUUACGUCAAGGUGGUGCAUCUGCUCAAGGAUGACGAGGGUAAAGUGCGUGGUGCUCACGUGAAAGACACCCUGACUGGUGAGGAGUGGGACAUCGUGGCCCACGCUGUUGUGAACGCUACGGGUCCAUUCACGGACUCGAUUCGUCAGAUGGACGAUCCUAAGAAGGAGAAUAUAUGCGUACCAGCUGCUGGAGUGCAUACUGUGCUUCCGGACCACUUUAGCCCGAACCGUAUGGGAUUGAUUGUGCCUAAGACGAGCGACGGUCGUGUGCUAUUCUUCUUGCCGUGGGAGAAUGGAACGCUUGCUGGUACGACUGACUCACAGUCAGAGAUCACGAUGCUGCCGUCGCCUACGAACGAAGAGACGGAUUUCAUCAUUAAUGAAGCAAACCGCUACCUUUCUAAGGACGUCUCGCGCAGCGACAUCAAGUCGGCGUGGUCUGGUAUCCGCCCGCUCGUUAAGGACCCGCGUCACGCCGGUGGCUCGACAGCUAAGAUCUCGCGCGAGCAUGUUGUAGAGGUGUCAGAGUCGAACUUGGUGACGAUUGCAGGCGGUAAGUGGACUACAUACCGUCGUAUGGCUCAGGACGCGAUUGACAAGCUGGUGGAGACCGUCCCGGAGAUCAAGGCCAAGGCUAUGCCUUGCAUGACAAAAGACGUGGGCAUGAUUGGUGCCGACCGCAUUGGUGUAGUGUGCAACAAGAAGUUUGACAAGAUCACCGUUACCCUGCGUGAGCACUACAACUUGGACAAGGAAAUUGCAGAGCACUUGAUGCGCAACUACGGCACACGCGCUCUACAGGUCGCCGAGAUUGAGCAGGCUGGCUUUCUUGACCGCAAGCGUAGCGACCACCCGCGACGUUUGCACCCGAAAUACCCAUACCUGGAGGCUGAGGUCGUGUUUGCUGUUCGCCAGGAAUACGCGCAGAAGACAACCGACAUCCUUGGUCGUCGUAUGCGUCUGGCCUUCAUUGACAGCGGUGUGGCCAUGGAGCUGAUGCCGCGUGUAGUGCACAUGAUGGGCGAGCUGCUUCAUUGGUCAAAGGCUCGUCGGGAGCAGGAGAUGCAACUUACUUUGAUUUAUUGCCGAAAGGAAGGCAGGCAGAUUGAAUUGCCGGAUCAGAGAUCGGAUCAGGGCGUAAACGCGAUGACGAUGCGGUCUGGUCAGUCCGCUGAACUGGUCCAUAUGCAUACGGUUUACCGGAGCAUUUUCUGCAAGCUUGCUAGCGGCGGUGUGGACUAUGAGAUGUUUGUGACAUCCUCCAGCUGCUGUCGGAAGGUGCAAACGACCUUUUGUGAACGACGGACAUCUGCACGUGACGCUAAUGUGACGCAAAAGUCUCAAUUUGUGGCAGCAACAGCUUUAUCGCGUCGGACAUCACAGGAAUGA
Peronospora belbahrii is the source of this 2136-nucleotide messenger RNA. NCBI's taxonomy places the organism in Eukaryota, Oomycota, Peronosporomycetes, Peronosporales, Peronosporaceae. The record is from the annotation of a GenBank genome assembly.